AUGAGCCCAAAAUCUACCAUAAGGCUUAUGAGAAUCCUAGGGUCUUCUCUUGCAUCUCUGGCCCAAUCUUCUUGGAGUCUUCUAUCCAAUGCCCUUAGAAGGAGUGGAGGGGUGUUUGAGUGCCGAGAGGAUGUUUUGCGGUGGGCUCGAUCCGUGGUUCAUGAAAACGGAUUUGUGGCGGUGAUUUUAAGGUCGGACACAAACACAGGUAGUAGAGGAAGAAGUACGUUUGUGUUAAUUGGUUGUGAAAUGAGUGGCGAGUAUAAGUGUACGAAAAAAGAAUUUAUCAGAAGAGACACUGAGACUAGGAAAUGUGGGUGCCCCUUCAAGCUUCGUUGCAAGCCAGUGGCUGGAGGAGAAGGCUGGAUGGUGAAGUUGAUUUGUGGAGUGCAUAAUCAUGAAUUGGCCAAGUCAUUAGUUGGACAUCCAUAUGCAGGGCGAUUGACUAAAGUUGAAAAGACACUUAUUGCUGAUAUGACGAAGUCCAUGGUGAAGCCAAGAAACAUUCUGCUAACUCUGAAGGAACACAAUGUCAAUAGCUGUACGACUAUUAAACAGAUAUACAAUGCAAGAAGUGCAUUUCGUUCUUCCAUAAGAGGAAGCGAUCUUGAAAUGCAACAUCUGAUGAAGCUUCUUGAACGUGAUCAAUAUAUUUAUUGGCACAGAAUAAAGGAUGAAGACGUGGUUCGUGAUAUCUUUUGGUGUCACCCUGAUUCAGUGAAGUUAGUCAACGCAUGCAAUUUGGUGUUUUUGAUAGACAACACCUACAAAACAAACCGGUAUAGACUCUCAUUGCUCGAUUUUGUUGGGAUGACACCGACUGGGAUGACAUUCUCUGCCGGUUUUGCAUAUGUGAAGGGUGAACGCGUUAAUAAUUUGGUAUGGGCUUUACAACGCUUUCGAGGCCUUUUUUUAAAGCGUGAUGCCCUCCCUGGAGUUAUUGUCACUAACAGAGACCAAGCAUUGAUGAAUGCAGUGAAAGAUAUUGCUGCUGAAUUUGAGCGUGUUCACUAUGCUGGCAAGAAUCCCUCAAGUUGUGGUUGUGUGGUGAGAACCACGCUUGGUCUUCCUUGUGCUUGUGAGCUAUCCAAAUAUGUUGGUGGUUGCAUCCCACUUGAUUCAAUUCAUAUGUUCUGGAGGAGACUCAGUUUUUCAGACCAAGGGUUAUCUGAGCCCGAGGUGGGCAUCAAGGACGUAAUGAAAACAAUAUACCAAAAAUUCGAAGAACUUGAUGUUUGUGGCAAGUUUACUUUAAGAAGUAAACUUUGGGAAAUUGCAUACCCUGAUCAGAAUUCGAUGUGUCCUCCUCCAGCAAAGGUUAACACAAAGUGGGCACCGAAGAAAACUACGAGUAGGAACCCAAGGUCAACAAAGCGCGAUCCAUCUUACUGGGAGUAUGUAGAUGCCUUUGAAUCAAAACAAAAUAGCAAUUCGUCCGUGAGACGUACUGCAUCAUCCUCUGAGCAACCGAUUCGAAGAACGAUGAUGCCCAUGUUGGACCAGUUUCAGCCAUUUAUGCACGACUUCAUUGAUAAGAUUGUUGAUGUCAAAGGUGAUGGUAACUGUGGAUAUCGGUCGGUUGCCGAUUUAUUAGGUGACAACGGAUAA
Molecule: messenger RNA, 1608 nt
Organism: Glycine soja
Lineage: Eukaryota; Viridiplantae; Streptophyta; Magnoliopsida; Fabales; Fabaceae
Product: protein FAR1-RELATED SEQUENCE 6-like
Exons: 5
Coding region: 1-1608 (535 amino acids)
Molecular function (GO): DNA-binding transcription factor activity, RNA polymerase II-specific
Source: RefSeq, a predicted model, not a curated record